AAUUUUUAUUUUUUGCAUUUUCUGUUUCUGUUUCUCGAGCAGAUAUACUCACAAAGUAUAAAUAUACUUGGAAUACCUAUUUCCCAAUUUACAGAGUACAUUUCGGCAGAGAACCUCAGUUGAGGUACACGGUACACGCAACUAAAAAAUUAAUCACGUAAAAUUAUAUACUACAAAAACACCUUAGAAGUCGCUUGCUAGUCGUUCGGUAGUAUAUUCGUCGUGUUUCUCUGGUCAGUUAAGUGCAAAUCGGCAAGUGAGUAAGGUGUUGCUUAUUCUUAUUUUGGAUUAUUCCAAUCGUUUUGGGUCUUUGCUUUUUCCAUAUUAUACGACUGUCUGAGUGUGUGAGGGUGUGUAUAGUAUAGUUUUGAAGAAGAAGAAAAAAUGUCAGCAAAAGCUAUUUACGAAGCAACUGGAAAGGACAUACUAAACCGGCAUUUGGGUAACAAUGUCGCUAGCACAUGUCGCUUUGCCACGGUCAACUUGGACACGGACAUAUCCAAACUGGUUGACACCCAUCCAUGGUUGAAGGAGACAAAAUUGGUUGUUAAACCCGAUCAACUGAUAAAGCGUCGUGGUAAAUUAGGUCUUAUCGCUGUAAACAAAUCAAUUGAUGAGUGUAUAGCAUGGAUCCAAGGGAGAAUGAACAAAGAUCAGCAAAUUGGAGCUGCUUGUGGAAAGAUAAAGAAUUUCAUUAUCGAACCAUUUAUUCCACACAAAGAUGAAGAAGAAGCUUAUGUGUGUAUCUAUUCACAUCGUAGUGCUGAUACGAUAUUAUUCCAUCAUCAGGGUGGUGUAGAUAUUGGCGAUGUUGAUGCCAAAGCACUUAAGCUUGAUAUUCCCGUUGGUCAAAAUAUUUCAGUUGAUGAAAUCAAACAAAAAUUAUUGGUCAAUGUGACAGCAGCGAAAAAAGAUCGCAUUGCCAAUUUUGUUUAUGCUCUCUAUCAAACCUACAUGGACUUGUACUUUACUUACCUUGAAAUCAAUCCACUCGUUGUGACCGAUGAUGGUAUGUAUAUUCUUGAUUUGGCUGCCAAGCUGGACUCGACAGCCGAUUUCAUUUGCCGUCCAAAGUGGGGUGAAAUUGAAUACCCACCACCAUUCGGUCGGGAUGCUUACCCCGAAGAAGCAUAUAUUGCUGAUUUGGAUGCAAAGAGUGGAGCUUCAUUGAAGUUAACCAUCUUGAAUAGGAAUGGUAGAAUUUGGACAAUGGUAGCUGGGGGUGGUGCAAGUGUUAUCUAUUCCGAUACAAUUUGUGAUUUGGGAGGUUCAGAAGAAUUGGCCAAUUAUGGUGAAUACAGUGGAGCUCCAUCAGAGCAACAGACUUAUGAAUAUGCAAAGACAAUUUUGAAUUUGAUGACAUCAUCGCCAAAACAUCCAGAUGGCAAGAUUUUGAUUACUGGAGGAGGAAUUGCCAACUUUACAAAUGUCGCAGCUACAUUUAGAGGAAUCAUUACUGCUUUGCGUGAAUUCCAACCAAAAUUGGUCGAUCAUAAUGUUUCCAUUUAUGUUCGACGUGCUGGACCAAAUUAUCAAGAAGGUCUACGGAAAAUGCGAGAAAUUGGUAGUUCAUUGGGUAUUCCAUUGUUUGUGUUUGGCCCAGAAACGCACAUGACUGCUAUUUGUGGCAUGGCAUUGGGCAAGCGACCAAUUCCCAAAUCAUGCAAUGUUGAAUUCUCAACUGCUAAUUUCUUGUUACCUGGUGGACAGCAAGAAGAUUCUGAAAGUAAAAGUGCAAAGGCUCCAGAAUUGGGAGAUUCUGAAGUAACUAACGGUUCAACGAAACACUCCAUUAAACUACCCCCUAUCUCGACAGAUUGUCAGAAAGCCGAUGAGGCUGAUGGCGGUCAAGCCGCAGCACUCUCCAAGACGUUAUUCUCGAACAAAACUUUUGCCAUAGUCUGGGGUAUGCAAGCAAGGGCAGUGCAAUCGAUGAUGGACUUUGACUUUAUAUGCAGACGUGAAGAACCAUCUGUAGUAGCCAUGGUCUAUCCAUUUACUGGUGAUCACAAGCAGAAAUUCUACUGGGGACACAAAGAGGUCCUAGUGCCAGUUUACAAGAAUAUGUCAGAUGCUGUCAAUAAGCACAAAAAUGUCGAUGUCUUGGUCAAUUUUGCUUCGUUGCGAUCGGCCUACGAUUCGACUAUGGAAGUUUUAGAGUACCCACAAAUUCGCACAGUUGCUAUCAUUGCCGAGGGUAUCCCAGAAAACAUGACUAGGAAGAUGAUAUUGGCAGCCAAUAAGAAGGGUGUAUCUAUUAUUGGCCCAGCAACAGUUGGAGGUGUUAAGCCAGGUUGUUUCAAGAUCGGAAACACUGGAGGAAUGUUGGAUAAUAUUCUCCACUCGAAACUCUACCGUCCCGGCAGUGUUGCCUACGUCUCAAGAUCCGGUGGUAUGUCCAACGAAUUGAACAAUAUUAUCUCCAAGGCGACAGAUGGCGUUCUAGAGGGAGUUGCUAUUGGUGGUGAUCGUUACCCUGGAACUACAUUUAUGGAUCACAUUUUGCGUUACCAAGCCGAUCCAGAGAUCAAAUUGAUUGUGUUGCUUGGUGAAGUCGGAGGAACUGAGGAAUAUGAUGUUUGCAAAGCUCUUAAGGAUGGCCGAAUCACAAAACCAAUGGUUGCUUGGUGUAUUGGAACCUGUGCUAGCAUGUUCACCGCCGAGGUACAGUUUGGCCAUGCGGGUUCGUGUGCCAACUCUGACCGAGAAACUGCCACCGCAAAGAAUAAGUCACUACGGGAAGCUGGUGCUUAUGUUCCAGAUUCCUUCGAUUCACUGGGUGAUUUGAUUGGCAGUGUCUACAAUGAAUUGGUGAAAUCGGGACGUAUUGUACCAAAGGAAGAGGUUCCACCACCAACCGUGCCAAUGGACUACUCGUGGGCCCGUGAAUUGGGACUUAUUCGUAAACCAGCCAGUUUCAUGACAUCGAUCUGUGACGAAAGAGGUCAAGAGCUGCGAUAUGCUGGCAUGCCAAUCAGUGAAGUUCUCAGUAAAGACGUUGGUAUUGGAGGUGUUAUUUCGCUGUUGUGGUUCCAACGCUGUCUGCCACCAUACGUAUGUAAAUUCUUCGAAAUGUGUCUCAUGGUGACUGCUGAUCAUGGACCAGCUGUAUCGGGAGCUCACAAUACAAUUGUUUGCGCGAGAGCUGGCAAGGAUUUGGUAUCAUCUGUUGUAAGCGGUUUGCUGACAAUUGGUGAUCGAUUUGGAGGAGCUUUGGAUGGAGCUGCAAGACAGUUCUCUGAGGCUUACGACUCAAAUCUGCAUCCUAUGGAGUUUGUCAACCAAAUGCGUAAAAAGGGACAACUGAUUAUGGGUAUUGGACAUCGUGUCAAGUCGAUCAACAAUCCUGAUGUUCGAGUGAAAAUUAUCAAGGAAUUUGUUAUUGAAAACUUCCCAUCUUGCCCGUUGUUGAAAUAUGCUUUGGAAGUUGAGAAAAUCACAACAAGCAAGAAACCCAAUUUGAUUUUGAACGUUGAUGGUGUAAUUGCUACUAGUUUUGUCGAUAUGUUGAAGAAUUCUGGUUCAUUCACAAGUGAGGAAGCACAGGAGUACAUCAACAUCGGUGCCAUCAACUCACUGUUUGUUCUCGGUCGCAGCAUAGGCUUUAUUGGACAUUACAUGGAUCAGAAACGACUCAAGCAAGGACUCUACCGCCAUCCAUGGGACGAUAUCUCUUAUGUUAUGCCAGAACAGUUUAACUAAAUUCCAUCUUUCUUUUCAUAUUUAUUUAUAAAAAUCAAAACAAAAAAUUUAAAAAAAAAACCUUAAUCUGUGUAUUUAGUAAGAGUAAGUUUUCUUUGCUUAAUUUCGGGUUAAUCCGAAAAACAUUGUUACUCUGUAAAAAAAAAUUAUAUUUAAAAAAAAAAAUCUUACACUCCAUAAUAUUUAAGAAAACAUAAAAAAAUUGGUUUUCAGAUUUUAUUUUAUUAUUUUUUUAUUUGCAUUUAAUAUUUUUUAUUAAUUUUUUAAAAAUUUGUUUUCUAUCUUCUCUCUCUGCUGUCCUUUUUCCCUUCAAUAUUUACUGAGUGUGAAAAGCAUGCCAUCUUUUUUGGGUGAAAUUUAAGAAAAAAAAUUAUUAAAUAAUUAAAAUUAAAAUCAAUAAAUUAUUUAAAAAUGUUGGCGAUUUUACAGCCACUCGGUAUAAAACUACAACAAAAAAUAACUGAUCGCUUAACCGCCGUUAUUAUAUCCUUGGGAUAAGUUAUGUCUUAUACAAAAAUAAAUACGAAAAAGCUUUUGCUGUUGAAAAAUAUUUGUUCUGUUAACACCGAAUAAGAAGAAAAUAUUAAUAAUGAUUGCAUGUAUGUAUAUUUAAAAAAGAAAACGAGGAUGUAAGAAGAUUUGUUAAAAAGUAAUAUUAUACUUCUUAAUGCACAAUAGAGUAUGUAAUAAUAAAAAAAGCACCUUGAUUGGAGAUUUUUAAAGACA
Episyrphus balteatus (marmalade hoverfly) is the source of this 4428-nucleotide messenger RNA. RefSeq names its product ATP-citrate synthase (gene ATPCL). Gene Ontology annotation, cellular component: cytosol. Bases 385 to 3702 code for a protein of 1105 amino acids. The record is from RefSeq and is a predicted model, not a curated record. NCBI's taxonomy places the organism in Eukaryota, Metazoa, Arthropoda, Insecta, Diptera, Syrphidae. The transcript has 9 exons. Gene Ontology annotation, biological process: fatty acid biosynthetic process; tricarboxylic acid cycle; citrate metabolic process. Gene Ontology annotation, molecular function: ATP citrate synthase activity.